CUGCCAAUGUGGCCUCCUUUGAGCUCCUUCCGAACUUCCCCCACACCUCAAACCUCCAACGUCAACAACCACCUACCUCAUUCAACCCCCUUCAACCCGUAAACAGUUCGAAUGAUUCGACAAAUUACCGACCCUCUCUAACAAACCCGCGCCACACACACAACUCUCCCAAUACCCACAAAAUGCUCACAUCGGGGCUAACCAACACCCCACUCACCAAAACCCUCCUCGUCUAUACAAUAGCCUCCUCAAUCGCCCUUUCCAUCCUCGACAUCAAAUACCUCGCCUCAAUCCAUGUCUCCCCACACUUCUGGCCAUACGCGCAAUUCUGGCGCGCCAUCGUCUGGCACGUCGCAGGGUUCACAAACUCCACGGAAGUCCUGUUCGCUGCGAUGCUAGUGUAUCAUUUACGGGUUGUUGAGCGUGCCUGGGGGAAGAGGAAAAUGGCCACAUUCCUCCUCACGACGUUACCAUACACAACGCUCCUCCCACCGCUUCUCUUAUCCCUGCUGGUCCGGCCACUCUCCCUCAACACACUGAAUUAUCUCCCCUCCGGCCCAACGGCAAUGAUCUUCGCCCUAUUGGCGCAGUACUACGCCAUGAUCCCGCAUACAUUCCGCUUUCGCAUCGGCACUACAUCCUCCUCGUCCUCGCCGUCGUCCGCCACCACUACCGCCGGCAAUGACGAAACCACCGCCACAAACAACAGCACCACGACCACGAACCCAAACUCAAACUCAAAACCAACACCUCCAAGUCUAACCCUCCUCCUCUCCGAUAAGACAACGACUUACCUUGUCGCCGCCCAACUCGCCCUCUCCCAAUUCCCCGCCAUGCUCCUCCCCUCCGCACUCGGCUGGAUAGUGGGGAUGGCCUGGCGCGCAGAGUUACUGCCGGGUUUAUCACCAUCUAGUCAUGGCUUCCGCGUUCCGGCCUGGAUAUUCGGGGAGCGGGAGCGGAGGGGUGGGGUCACCGGUGGUGCCGGUGGGAGUGGAAGUGGGAGUGCGGCGGAGAGAGAGCGGUUCGAGGAUUUGAGGAGAAGGUUGGAGGGGGAGGUUGCCGCUUCGACAUCUGUGGAGAAUGGGGGUGGGCAGAGGAGGAGGGGUGGUGGGAGUGGGAUUAUGGAGAGGUUGAGGGGAGCUUGGUGAAUUUUUGAUUAGGAUUAUUGUCUGGUUACUUUUGUGAAGCACUCGGGGUAUGGUACGGGGUCAUGAAUCUUGCUACGAUAGAAGGGCUUUUUCUGUUGAAGGUCGGCAUAGAGAUGCCAUCUUGUAGUUUUAAGUACUGUCUUGGGCCAUAAAUGGACAACAGAUGACCAUACUACCAGGUUAUUCUGCACUUUCGUUCAGAAGGGAGGGAAGAUGGGUGUUAGGGUAUCAUCUUGCAAGGGGCAUCCGGGCAUCCAUAUAUCAAUAAUCAAGAUCGAUCCAAGACGAACAAGCAGUAAAACCACAACCAAUGCCAAAAAUAUUCACAUUCAUAAGCCAUGUCUAUUCAAGUCCAAACCCGGUGACCUGACACGCCAAUUCCACAUAUCUACCGCCCAUUGCGACCACGCCGCAAAUUCUCCUUGC
Molecule: messenger RNA, 1574 nt
Organism: Penicillium brasilianum
Lineage: Eukaryota; Fungi; Ascomycota; Eurotiomycetes; Eurotiales; Aspergillaceae
Source: the annotation of a GenBank genome assembly